Messenger RNA from Candida albicans SC5314, 1707 nucleotides. RefSeq lists its product as uncharacterized. The record is from RefSeq and is a predicted model, not a curated record. Gene Ontology annotation, biological process: regulation of transcription by RNA polymerase II. Lineage: Eukaryota; Fungi; Ascomycota; Pichiomycetes; Serinales; Debaryomycetaceae. Bases 1 to 1707 code for a protein of 568 amino acids. Gene Ontology annotation, cellular component: RSC-type complex; nucleus. The transcript is spliced from 2 exons.
AUGACAAAAGAUAUUGAAAAUCAAAGUUCUUCACUGUCCAAGUUUGAGAGCAUAUUACCAGAUUUGUUUACAGUAUAUGAACAUACAAAUAAAGAUGUUUUAACCAAUGAGAUACUUCCAGUGGACUUUUACCAGGAAAACCCUAUGAAAAUAGUGUCAUCAUUGCAAUCACACACAACAACGGAUGUCACCAGUAUUAAAAAUAAGUAUAAAAACGGACAGUAUUCUACACCAUACCAAUUAUUCCAUGAUAUUAAGGCUGUUGCAUCCAUUUUGUUGAACAAAGAAGAAAAUGGAUCUUUACAAUAUAAAGAGUUAGAUUUUUUCUACAAAUUUUCUACAGAAUUGUUAUUACGUGAAGUUGGUAAUUUGAUCAAAUUCAACAAUGAAACCGGCGAGAUUAAAACUGAAUUGGAAACACAAUUAGAUGAAGAUUUUACCAAGAUAAUCACCAACUAUAAUAUUUCCAAUGGGGAAGUCAUUACCUAUAUUUCAACCACCGAAGAACCAGAACCUCAAUCUUCCAGCGUGCUCUAUCAACAUCAUCAACAUAAGGAAGAACCAACGAAAAAGACCCAACCAUUGUUCUCUUCUGUAAUUUCUAAAUCAGAGUUGGAUAAUAGAGCAUCGAUUGUUCCUUCACCUUACGGACUUGCCCAAGUUGUUCCUAGUAUUAAAGAUUCACUGUCCGAAAAUACAUUGGAGACCUUAUCGCCUAUUGCCAAUAGAAUUCCCUCACCAUUGGACCAACCAACCAAUAUUUUACACGACUUUUUCCACCCCACUUGGUAUACUAUUUCGGUGCCAGCUUGGUUAACUUACACCUCACAGACUAUAAAACCAGCAAACCUUAAUACCAAUCAAGAACUGGAGGAUGGAGUCGGUGCCUCAACCAAGACAAAGCUUUCAAUUUUGAAGAAUAGAGAUAACGAUUAUUCAACGAAACCAACCAAUAUUUGGGGCCCAGGAAACUACUAUCGAUCAUUUGCACCAUCACGUAACCUGUCUGGGUCCAUUGUGGGAAACAAAUUGAAAGCUAAUGUUUGGUUGCAACAUAUUGGUAUGACAGAGAUUGCUGAACUCAAAGAAAGUUUUGUUGAAAAUAAAAAUGAAACGAAUCCUUUGGAUAAUGAUACAGUAGUGGGUAAAGAGGAUGCAGGUGAAGGUAAAUCUAGUAAAGAAAACGGGGCUGAACCUACCAAUGGACAUCAAGCCAGUGAAAAAACUCAACAACCGUCAUCUCGUCAAGCCAUAAAUAUCGCCAAUAUUAUCAAGUGGGAUCCAACAAAAGUCGAAGAGUUGAACUAUUUGAAAGAGCAUAAACAAGAUUUGGUCAAUCCUCAAAAACUUCAAAAAAUGAUCUCCAUAUCAUUAUUGAAAUUGAAUAAGCUACGUCAACAAAGAUAUUCACGAAGUGAUGUACGAAACCCAUUGGCUCCUCAACAUGAAGAAAAUAUUUUGUACAAUAGAGUGGUCAAACUAAUUUCUAUAGCUAUUCAGUUGUUCAACGUAAACCCAGGAUGUUUUUCAUACCAAUUUAGUAAAAAUAUCCCGGUGUUAGUAUCUGAAUUCAGUGGUACAUUACCAGGAAUCCCUCCAACCAAGGCAAUUGUCAAUAACGGUACCACUGCUACCACUAAACUGAACCGGUUGCCUAAUCUCAAGGGUCCAUCAGCAUAUAGAAAAAGACCAACAAGAUUUGCUUGA